Molecule: messenger RNA, 4642 nt
Organism: Condylostylus longicornis
Lineage: Eukaryota; Metazoa; Arthropoda; Insecta; Diptera; Dolichopodidae
Exons: 3
Coding region: 672-4223 (1183 amino acids)
Source: RefSeq, a predicted model, not a curated record
GUAAAAAAAUAUUUUCACUACAAACAGUUAACAUUAAAACGGCUUUGAAAACGGCGGAAUGUUUAAAAUACAGCGGAUAAAAUUUUGAAUUCAUAAAUAAUAAAAAGAAGAAAAAAAAGAACAAAAUGUCUAUACUAGUGCUAGUAAAAUAUGCUUAAAAGACUUAAAAAAAAUAAAAGGUGGAUUUAAAAACGAAAAAUUUAGCGUUUUGCACAGAAAUUAAAUACACAAAAAUCAAGAUAGACACUAGAAAAUUUUAUUUUUAGUGAUUUAAAAUUUUUUUAAAAUAAAAAAAAAAUUAAGUGCCUUAGUUAAGAAGUGCACUAUUCGACGUUUAUGAAUUUUAGUAUUAAAACUAAAUAUUAACUCCAAGUAGGUUGGUACUUGCAAUUCGGGGUUUAAAUUUCACAUACACAUACACUGAACUUAAAGUGUAAAUUUUGAGAUUUUCGAAAUUUAAGUAAGUAAUUUUGUUUACGCAAGGCUAGAAGUAUUUUUGGAAUUAUUAAAAUUUUAAAAGGUGUUUUUUUUUUUUAUUAAAGUGUUUGUAUGAAAAAAAUUAUUAAAAAAAUUUUAAUAAAAAUAUAUAUAUUAUGUAUGUAAAUUGUGUAUAAAAAGAAUUAAGAAACAAAAUUAAUUAAAGUAAAUAAUUAUAAAAAAUUAUUUCGAAAAUGAGCACUAAAUUCGAAAAACAAGUUUCAUUGCCCUCCGGCAAUUCUACAAAACCACGUCAAGCAACAGCACAACAAGUAUUAUUAGAAACUACAACAAACAAUUUAGAAAAUACAACAAAUAAUAAUAAAGAAAUGGAUACAAUAAUUAAUAAUAAUUCAAAUAAUAAUAUCAAUGUUAAUAGCAAUGUUAUUAACAAUAAUUGUAAUAAUACUAAUACCACUACAUGUAAUGAUGGUAUUGAAUCCAAAGACGAAGUUGAUUUUGUUCGUACAAAAACAUAUCCACCACCAACGCUUAUUACAUCAAAAAAUGAUAAUACCAAUAAUCAGAAGUGCUCAAUAAUGAAAAAAUUAACAUCAACAAAUAUGUCAAAUUUAUAUAAUGAUUGUGAAGUUAAAUCAAGUCUUAAAUCAUCAUUAUCAACCUUAGAAAAAUUCUCAUUUUUUACAUUAGGUCGCAAUCAUAAAAAUAAUCAUCAUCAUAUUAAUAAUCAAAAUCAAAAUAACCAACAACAAAAUUCUAAUAAUAAUAAUAAUAAUAAUAAUAAUCAUUUAAUUAAUAUUAAUUUGAAUAAUGAAAAUAAUAAUGAUAUUGAUAAUCAUAAUAAAACUUCUUCAACAAAACAACAUUCAACUUUAAAAAAAUCAAAUUCUGAUCACCAAAUGUUAUCAAUUAAGCAUAAAUUUGGUAAAAGUGCAUCAAUAGCACGUUUACUCGGUCAUACAUAUAAUACAAAAAAAGUUGAAAAUGAAUUAUUAAAAUAUAAAAAUAAUAAUUCUAAUUGUAAUAAUGAAAUGUUAACAAAUGGUGGUAAUCAUUCAAAUUUUAAUUCAAUUAAUAAAUGUGAACAAAAAUUAUUAAAAAAAAAUUUUAAAACAAAUUUCGGUAAUAACACCUCAAAUUAUACUAAUACUCAAAAUCGUAAUAUUGAACGUUUUCAAAUGUGCACAAAUAAUGAAGAUGAUUUAACAGCAAUCAAUUUAACAAAUUUACAUUCAAAUAACAAUACUAAUAAUAGUAAUAAUUAUAAUACUAGUACUAGUUAUAAUAAUUAUAAUACGAAAAAUAAAACGAAAUUAAAUCAAACGAAACAAAAUUCCAUAAAUAAUAAUAAUAAUAUAAAUUCAAAUUGUAAUUGUAUUAGUCAAAAUGAAUAUAAAAAUAAUUCAAAUUUUAAUGAAAAUAAAAGUCAUAAUAAUAACAAAUGUAAUUGUAAUAAUAAUAAUAAUAAUGAUAAUAAUAACAAUAAAACACAAAUUAGUAAUAAUAAUAAUAAUAAUAUGAAUAAUAAUAGUAAUGGUAACAAUGAAGUCAAUAUACAAGAUUUUCAGGAAGAUCAUUAUAAUGAUAUUAGUGCAAAAGCUUUUCGUACAAUUUCCCGUAGUUUAGGUAAAUUGUGGUGGAAAAGAACCCAUAGCGUUGAAAUAAGUGCACCAGAUCCAGAAUAUAAAGUAUCAUAUUUAGGAAAUGUAUUAACUGGAUGGGCUAAAGGUGAAGGUUGUGUUGAAAAACCAUUAAAUACACUUUGGAGAAAUUAUUCACAAAAUCAUAAGCCCGAUGUUAUAAUGCGUGUUCGAGUUUGUGCAUCUGGUUUGAAAGCAACAACAAGACAACAUGGUUUAACAGAAUAUUGGGCAAAUCGUAUAACACAUUGUUGUUCCCCAAAGAAUUAUCCAAAAGUUUUUUGUUGGAUUUAUAGACAUGAAGGUAGAAAAUUAAAACAUGAAUUAAGAUGUCAUGCAAUUUUAUGUAGUAAAGAAUCAAUUGCACAAGAGAUAUGCAAUACAUUAAGAGAGAAUCUCGAUCGAGCUCUACAUGAUUUCAAAAGGGAAAAGAUUCUUAAACAGAAUGCACGUCUUAGUUUAGCUAAUUCCGUAUAUGAAAAUCCAAGUUUACCACGUAGAAAAAUUCUUUUAAGUGUCGGUGGUAAUAAUUAUCGUCCACCAAUGGAACGUUCAAAAUCAGCCCCAAAAUUAAUGGCAAUUGAAGAAGCAAUUGGUGAAGAAGAAGGUGAAGAAAUUGAACAAACAAAUGAACCAGAAAUGCCAUCAUGCUGUCAAAAAGAUUCAUUAUAUCCAGCAAUGACAUUGGGACGUCGAAGAUGUAGACGUGGACAUUCAAUACGUCGUACUGGUAAAGCAUAUAAAAUAUCAUUUGGUGAUAAUGGAAAAAUGAUAAAUUUAUCAAAUAAUAACUGUUUAGAUGUGAUUGGUGAUAGAACAAAAGACUUAGUAAUGAAUAAUGAUGAUAAGAAAACAUUGGAUAAUGAAGUAUACUUAAGAAGAUAUUGUCAUAAUGAAAAUAAUAAUGAUGAUCAUAAUAAUGCAAUUAAAUCAAAAUCAACAACUAGUCUUGGUUCAGAUGAUGAUGAUUUAGAAAAAUUAUUAAGUCACAAUAAUUAUGAUACAUCAUCUCCGCUGGCUGGAGAACUUUUAUCAUAUUUCGAUAUGAAAUUGAAUGCAAAAACAUCUAGUUUAACUGAUUUAUCUGAGAGUAUCAAUAAUGAUGAUAACGAUGAUAAUUUACCAAAUAAUUAUAUUAAUAAUAAUGAUAAUAGUAAUGGUAACAAUACAUCAGAUGAUCAAAUAUUAUAUGAAGCAUCAUUAACAACAGAUCCAUGUCCAAGACCAAGAGCUACAUUAAGUUUAGAAAAUUUAGAUAAUUGUUGUGAUGGUUGUGAAAGUGAUUGUAAUAUUCAUAUUGAUUUCGAUGAUGAAGAAGAUGAAUUAUAUUAUCGGCAAACAGCUAUUCUUAAUUUAUUACAUAGAAAUUCAAUGCGUAAAUUAGCAAAUUUAUCAAUGAGUAGUGAUGAUAGCGGUGAUAGUAUUGAAAAAUCAAAUCAUAAUCAUCACCAUCAUCAUCAUCAUCACCGUCAUCAACAACACAAUAUGGAUAGCGAUGAAGGUUCAAUAUCAAGUGGUUGUGAAACUGCAAGUACAGUUACUGCUAAUUGUGAAGAUACAUCAUUAAAAUAUAUUAAUGAUGAUAAACAACAAAUUACUAAUACAUCAGAUGAAUUAACAAUUAAUAAUAAGAGUAACAGCAAUAAUAGUAACAAUAACAGUAAUAAUCAAAUACAAGAUUCACUUUCAAAUGAUAAUAAAAUUACUGAAGUAAAAAUAAGUAACAAAACAUUAACAUUUAUGAGAGCAAAUCAUUUAAAAUCACCAAAAUUUAUAAACAAUCAUUAUUCAAAUGAUUGUAAUGGAACAAAUAUUAUGAAGGGGCAAACAAAUAAUCAAAUUUCUAAUUAUCAUUCAAGAAAGAAUUUUUCAUCUAGGAAAUUAAUGACUGCAAAUACAACAACAACAACAACAACAACAGCAACAACAAACGGAAAUGGUGAUAUUUCAGAUUCAGAAUUUAGUGAUGAAUCCGGUUAUGUAGAAUUUCAAGAUCAAAUUAUACCAAAAAGGAAAUCUGAAAAUGAAUAUCAUCAUAAUCAGCAUUUAUCAUUAUCAACAUCAUCAACAUCAUCAUCAACAGCAUCAAUGAUAACAACAACAAAUCAAUAUACUAAUAAUAAUAGUAGUAAUAAAAAAAAUUAAUGGUUUAAUUCACUAAAUUAAGAAAAAAAGAAACAAAACUCAGGAAAAUUUUCAACCAAAAUCUUGGUUGUUUUGUUUUUUUUUUUUUUUUUUUGCAGCUUCAAAACCAAAAAUAACUAAUAUUUUAUUAUUAAUUAUUUUUUGAGGUUAUUGAUUGUUUAUUUUUUAUUUUUUAUCUUUUUUUUUUUUUCAUAUUUUUUGUUUAAUUUUUAUUAAUAUUAAUUUGAAAUUUUAAUAAUUAUUGUGCAUUGAUAGUCAUUUCAAAAUAUUAUUUUUUUAUUAUAUUAUCAAGGAAUAUAAUAUGUAUAAAAUAAAUGAAUGCAUUCAAAGAGAAUUAGAUUUUAAUUAUUAAACUAUAAUUUAUAGAAAUUGAAGAAAAAAAUGAUAAAGAAAAUCAAAACUAAAGAAGUCAUAAUUAU